UUAUUAACUAUAAAGUUAGGUUUUAUAGUUUACGAGACCCGUUUAUAAUUUAUAUUUCUACGUUGAUUAUAUUAUUUAUAUAUUAAAAAAUUGUGUUAAAUAUGUCGAAAGUAACGAAAAGGAAGCAUGUAAUGAAUGAAGCUUUGUGGGACGAUUAUGAGUUGCCGAAAGCAAAUCAAAGUAUUGUCAAAGUUUUGAAAAGUAGAGGAAACAAUCUUCAUGAGGUCACUACUCCUUCCGGUGAAGAAUUUUUAGUAUCAAUGCCUACUAAGUUUCGAAAAAAUAUAUGGGUGAAACGUGGAAGCUACAUCCUAGUCGAACCAAUAACAGAGGGAGACAAAGUAAAAGCGGAAAUAGUAAAAAUUAUGAAGAAGGACUCUAUAAAAUAUUACAAAGAAAACAAUUUGUGGCCUAAAGCAUUUGAUGACAAUAGAAAACAAGAUGAGGCACUUAGUGAGGAUGAUUUGUUUGUAAACACAAAUAGGGUUCAGAUGACUCAGUAUUGCAGUGAAACAGACUCUAGUGACUCUAGUGACUCUGGUGAUGAUAGUGAUAGCUAUAGUGAGAUAGAAAAUAGUAGCAAAUAA
Messenger RNA from Nymphalis io (European peacock), 587 nucleotides. Its product is annotated as probable RNA-binding protein EIF1AD. The record is from RefSeq and is a predicted model, not a curated record. The coding region runs from base 102 to 587 and encodes 161 amino acids. NCBI's taxonomy places the organism in Eukaryota, Metazoa, Arthropoda, Insecta, Lepidoptera, Nymphalidae. Gene Ontology annotation, molecular function: RNA binding; translation initiation factor activity. Gene Ontology annotation, cellular component: nucleus. Gene Ontology annotation, biological process: translational initiation. The transcript has 2 exons.